ACAAGUGGUGGAAUCUUAAAGAUAUAUAUUAUCCGAAAACAGAGUACAAGGCUUUAUAUUCCUGACCUUUCGAGGCAUUUAAUCUGUCUUAAUUCUUGCAACUAUAAAGCAACAUACUUGCAGAAUUGCCUGCAUUUUUUAAUUUGCAGUAAAAAUAGGGAAUAUUAUUUAGAGGUGCAAUGAAAGCAGUGAGUGAUGUUCCUUCCCUGAAGAAGGCAGGCUGCGGUGAGAUGGCAUUGCAUUGCUUGUCAGAGCACAGUCUCAGCAUCGCCCGCUGCAAGAUGGAAGAGGAAUCCCUGGACCUGCAGUACGACAUGAAGGAUUGCUACUCUAAGCUCAAGCAGUUGGUCCCCACCAUCCCUCCAAACAAGAAGGUGAGCAAAGUGGAGAUCCUGCAGCAUGUAAUCGACUACAUCCUGGACCUGCAGCUGGCUCUGGAGACGCACCCGGCUCUGGUGAGAGCGCAGCCGGCGGCGAGCUGCCCCUCGGCGCCCAGGACUCCUCUGACAACCCUCAACACCGAGCAGAGUGGGUCUAAAGUCAGGAGACAAGAGGACAGUAUUUUGUGCCGCUGAUGUGAUGCUGUGUGAGGUGUGCCCGACGAAUCACUCACACACAUACACACACAACCGGAGAGGAGGAGGAGGAGGAGAGAGAGAGAGAGGGAGAAAAGAAGGAAAGACAAACUAAUCCUAGCGUUCAACGCCAGAAACCUGUCCAACGGAUUCCAUCCUGAGAGGGUUUUUUUUGCCAAAUCACGUCUCAUCUCUAUGCUGCUCAUAGCGUUUUAGCCACAGACUUAAAAAAAUAAACCCAGAACUGAUCUUGGAAAA
This is a messenger RNA of Pristis pectinata (smalltooth sawfish), 833 nucleotides long. It is a transcript of the gene id4, whose product is annotated as inhibitor of DNA binding 4. The record is from RefSeq and is a predicted model, not a curated record. Gene Ontology annotation, molecular function: transcription regulator activity; protein dimerization activity. The coding region runs from base 180 to 575 and encodes 131 amino acids. The transcript has 3 exons. Lineage: Eukaryota; Metazoa; Chordata; Chondrichthyes; Rhinopristiformes; Pristidae. Gene Ontology annotation, cellular component: cytoplasm; nucleus. Gene Ontology annotation, biological process: negative regulation of transcription by RNA polymerase II; cell differentiation; circadian regulation of gene expression.